This is a messenger RNA of Saprolegnia diclina VS20, 2034 nucleotides long. Its product is annotated as TKL/LISK/LISK-DD1 protein kinase. The transcript has 10 exons. Gene Ontology annotation, molecular function: ATP binding; protein kinase activity. NCBI's taxonomy places the organism in Eukaryota, Oomycota, Saprolegniomycetes, Saprolegniales, Saprolegniaceae. The record is from RefSeq and is a predicted model, not a curated record. Gene Ontology annotation, biological process: protein phosphorylation. Bases 13 to 1998 code for a protein of 661 amino acids.
GCCGUCUCGAGCAUGCAGCGCGCUGUAUUGAUGCUGGCUUCGGCCGCCGCCACUGAUCUCUCGUGUCCGUACCUCUUGUCGCCAUACAACGUAUUGACGGCCGGGGCGUUGUGCCCGGCGAGCGCCAUCGUGUGCCAAGUCGACAACCUUUGCCAAGUGACGUGGGCGAGCGUUGGCAGCCAAUACAAGCUUGCUGACAUUGCGGGCAUCGGUGACUUGCGUCAGUACAGUCUGCAAAAGCUGAUCCUCCAAAACUCGACGACGCAUCUCCAAUUUGAAUCCAACUUUCAGCUGCCGUCCAUGCUGGCGGAAUUCGGCAUCGAGCACUCGCUUUUUCGCAACGUGAGUCAGCUCGACGGCAUCACCUGGCCGAGCCUCACUGCGCUGUACCUCAACGACGACAGCCUCGAACGCAUCCCCCAAGGUUUGCCCAAGGUCCUCGCCGAACUCUGGCUCGACGACAACCGUCUCACGACCCUGGAUGCGUCGCUCCCGACUGUCAGCAAUGUUUUCUCGGCCGAGCGCAAUGCCAUUCGGUCGAUUGUCAACGUGAAUUUCCGAUCCGCAGCGCGCAUCUACUUGUCGGGGAACGCGAUCUCGUCCAUCACCAACACGACAUUUGGCCAGGGUCUCACGCUCUUACAAUGUCCGCAGUGCGUUGCGUCGAUGCAGCUCACGAUCAGUGCAGACUCGUACGCUGUGCUGCAGAGUCUCGGGCCAUACAACGCUAGUACCAACACGGGCGUGAACUUUGGCAACCACGCCCUCACCAACAGCUCGAGCUGCGACCCCAAGGACGUUGCCAAUACGCUCUUUGGUCAGUACCCCGUGUGCAUUCGAGAUGCACCUGGAGUCACGCCCGCGACGCCCACUAAACGUGGCAACCUACUAGACGACGGACUGCCCACACUGUGGGUGGUUCUCUUGGUUCUGGGUGUACUUGUGCUUCUCUGCUGCAUCUUUUGCUGUUGUUUCUUUUGCUGCCGCUGUCAUCGCGCCAAAGAGGAUAGCGCGUCGUCGACGCCACCGAGCCAAGCGGCGCCAACACCAACACAUACAAAUUUCACUGCACUCGAGCACCUUCCCGCACCAUCGUGUCCGACCAACGUCACAAUGCCGGGCGUCCCCUACGUCCAAGUCACUAACACGUGCAACGUCAUCGCGGCACUUAUGCCGUGGCAGCUCCCGAUGGACGCCAUCACGUACAGCCAUGUUCUCUCAACCGGCGGCCACGGCCACGUCUGGCUCGGCUACUACGAGAAUGCCCCCGUCGCGAUCAAGACGCUUCGCAACGUCCACUCGUCUUUGGCCCAAGCCGCCUUUGCACGCGAGAUCCAGCUCAUGACGUCGCUGACGUCACCGCACAUUGUUGCGUGCAUCGGUGUCACGUGGUCGCUGGACGACAAUGACCUGCGGCUCGUGGUCGAGUACAUGGACCAGACCGACCUUCGCGAGUUUCUGCAAAAGACGAAUCCGAUCUCGUUUCCGUGGUCGCUCAAGGUCGCGUCGCUGACGAGCGUCGCGGCGGCGCUGCAGUACUUGCACGCUCGCGGCAUCGUCCACCGCGAUCUCAAGUCCAAAAACAUCCUGCUCGACACGGUCAAGGGCACCAAGCUCAUGGACUUUGGCGAAGCGCGACUGGACGCGCCCGAGACGAUGACGGCGGGUGUCGGAACGUGUCGCUGGACAGCACCCGAAGUGCUCCGGGGCGGUCGCUACAGCGUUGCCGCCGACAUUUACUCGUUUGGCAUGGUGCUGGCCGAGAUGGACGCUCACAAUAUCCCGUAUGCUCUCGAGCGAGACCCGAGCACGGGGGCACCGCUGGUUGAUGCGGUGAUUGUCACGCGCGUCCUGCAAGGCACGCUGCGCCCGGUCUUCUCGGCGGCGUGUCCGACCUGGCUGCCUGAUCUGGCGCUGCGAUGUGUGGACCCGAACCCUCUUGGUCGCCCAACAGCGGCGGACAUUGGCGUUCUCUUACGUGGUCACAUGACAGUCUAGUAAGAACAACAUCAAUAUUACACCCAUGGUUUAGUC